Molecule: messenger RNA, 342 nt
Organism: Rotaria sp. Silwood2
Lineage: Eukaryota; Metazoa; Rotifera; Eurotatoria; Philodinida; Philodinidae
Source: the annotation of a GenBank genome assembly
AUGAUGUCAACUAUUGUUGAAAGUAAACGUAAAAAAGCUACAUUACUUCUCGAUAAUUUUCGUUACACCCAAGAUAAAAUUAUAAAUACAACGAUUUAUUGGAAAUGUGAAAAUCGCUCUUGUCCUGGUCGUGCUAUUCAAUAUGAUUUGAAUCCACCAUUUAUCAAGAAGCCACAUAAUCAUGAAGGUGAUGAAAUUAAAUGCAAAGUCGAAGAGUUUAGAAUGAAUUUGAAACGACGUAUUGAGGAUUCACCACAACCAGUUAAAAAGAUUUAUAGAGAAGAAAUAAUAUCAUUGUAUACCCCACGGAAAAAUUUUUUGUUAAUCGAAAUGCAAGAUUAA